AAUACGUAUAAAUGGGCGCCGUACGAGGAGUAUUGCUAGACGAAUCCCUCCUCUGCGCUGAAGACAACGACGGAAAUACUCAUUUCCUUCCUGGCGCUGAGGCUUUGCUCCGUAGACUUCAGUAUUCAAAGCUCCACACGGCAUGGUGUAUCCAGGUACUGUGUUAAAGUAUCUGACGUUUUCUGUGAGAUGGAGUUGGGCUAUUCCUAGAAGGCUUUUAUCAAAGGACUUCUAUCUUUCAUCUACGAGACAAUAGAGGAUUUCUAUCUCCAUAUCUGGGGGAAUUUCUUAUGGGGAGGGUGCUUCAUCUCAAAAGGUGGCCUUUCUUGCAAGGGUGGCAACGGCAUAUUCAUUUGAUAGCAUUGUGUUGAAUGCAUCCUGUAUAGAUGACACUUUUAACAGAAUGUUGGUAGCUUGGAGUGGCAUUGGGGAGACUUGUGUCUAUGUUACUUCUAAAAAAGAUGAAGGCCUCUUUCUUAGACUCAAGCAGUGUUGGAAAAUCAUUGUUAAAAGUGGUGAGGAUGUUGCAAGAGAAAAUACAGGAGUGCUUUUUAUCAAUAAGCUAGAAGAGCUUCCCAUCACUCUUUGCCGUUUCAGUAAAAUGGCAGUCCGUGACACAUCAGUCGUGACUGUUGGGUACGUAAUGAAACCUUCCCGUGAAGAAGAUUUUUCAAAGAGAGGUGCGUUCCCCAUGUAUCCUACUCAAAAUGGAUUGAUGUUUGUUCCUCUCACAUUCGAUCUUCCUUUAGCAUCUCAAAUACAAAAAGUGGAUGUGAUUCUCCAUAAAGCAACUGAUGAAAUUGUCAGCGUUGACCCGGGCAGUUUCCUAGAUUUUUCUAAAGGAAUUUCUUUCUCCAAGGGCAUGCAAGAGUUGGAAAGGUAUAUUGAGGAUCGUCCGGAUUGUUGUGUAAUUGACCCACUUAAUAGUAUAUACCCUUUACUGGAUCGGCUCAGGAUCCACCAUAUUCUACUUGGAUUGGAGGAUCUCAAUACAAAAAGUGGCUGUAGAAUCCGAGCACCGCAUUUCCUAAAGGUUGAUUAUUUCCAUGAGCAGAAUCUUGCAGAAAGACUAUUGGAAGCUCAACUGUACUUUCCAAAUAUUGUAAAGCCACAAGUUGCUUGUGGAGUGGCUGAUGCUCAUAGCAUGGCAAUAGUCUUCAGGACAGAAGAUUUCAAGGACCUGAGAGUUCCUCUUCCGGCAAUUGUUCAGGAAUACAUUGAUCACUCGUCCUUGCUGUUCAAAUUCUACGUCUUGGGUGAGAAAGUUUUCCAUGCUGUUAAGAAGUCUAUGCCCAACGCUGAUGUUUUGUUGUCGUCAUCAGAAAAGAAUGGAUUCCAACCAAUCAUCUUUGACAGCUUGAAAUCUCUCCCCACUGAUAAUAACAAGGGUCAGCAUUCUGGAAACACAAAUAAGCAAUCAAUUGAUGUGGAUUUAGUAACUGAUGCUGCUAAUUGGCUGAGAGGCAGGCUCGGUCUCACCAUUUUUGGAUUUGAUGUUGUUGUUCAAGAAGGUAGCCGAGACCAUGUUAUCGUCGAUGUAAAUUACCUUCCUUCGUUCAAGGAAAUCCCAGACAAUGUUGUCAUACCCGCCUUCUGGGAUGCUAUUAAGAGCUCAUAUGAGUUGAGGAAGGACAAAUAUGAGUGACUGCUAUAUUGUUAGUAAGGGAGCACCCGAAUUGCAAGAGAUGUAAUUUACACAGCUUUACUGUUUUUCUAACGAUGAAAUUGAAUAAGCUUUUUAUUUUGCAUUGGAUUAGAGACAGUAUCUGAUUGUGAUUCAAAAACAGUUAUUGAUUUGGGAACAUUGAAACUU
Magnolia sinica is the source of this 1813-nucleotide messenger RNA. Its product is annotated as inositol-tetrakisphosphate 1-kinase 6. Lineage: Eukaryota; Viridiplantae; Streptophyta; Magnoliopsida; Magnoliales; Magnoliaceae. Gene Ontology annotation, biological process: inositol trisphosphate metabolic process. Bases 404 to 1645 code for a protein of 413 amino acids. Gene Ontology annotation, molecular function: magnesium ion binding; inositol-3,4,5,6-tetrakisphosphate 1-kinase activity; inositol-1,3,4-trisphosphate 6-kinase activity. The record is from RefSeq and is a predicted model, not a curated record. Gene Ontology annotation, cellular component: cytoplasm. The transcript has 13 exons.